Messenger RNA from Prunus avium (sweet cherry), 1865 nucleotides. RefSeq names its product nematode resistance protein-like HSPRO2. Gene Ontology annotation, biological process: defense response. Lineage: Eukaryota; Viridiplantae; Streptophyta; Magnoliopsida; Rosales; Rosaceae. Gene Ontology annotation, molecular function: heme binding; metal ion binding. The record is from RefSeq and is a predicted model, not a curated record.
GCCCAUAUUCCACACGCCUUUUCUUCUGUUUGAAAUUUCCGUUUGCCCUAUAAAUACCCCUCUCUCUUCCUUUGUUCAAAAUAUAAACAAAAUCCAAUUCAGAAGGAUAACAGCCCUUAUUCAAAUUCAUUCAUCAUUUCAUUUCUCUGCUAACAACAUGGUUGAUUUAGAUUGGAAAGCCAAGAUGGUCUCCUCUGACAUGCCCAGUAAAUCCCCAAAGCUCUCCAACAAGCUCCACGUUUCGAUACCCGGUUCGUUUCGCGCCGCACAAGUCCAAACUGAUAUUUCGGAGGCUUCCGAAAUGGCUUGCUCCACUUACGAGCACUACCUUCGCCUCCCGGAGCUCCGAAACCUCUGGAAUUCCAACGACUUCCCGUGCUGGAGAAACGAGUCGGUUCUAAAACCGGCCUUGCAAGCUCUCGAAAUUUCGUUCCGGUUCAUCUCCACCGUUUUGUCCGACCCGAGACCGUACUCGAACCGGCGCGAGUGGAAGCGCCGCCUCGAGUCGCUCACCACCAGCCAGAUACAACUCAUUGCGAUGCUGAUCGAGGACGACGAAGAAGACAGCGAGACACGUGGAGCCGCUCCCAUCGUCGAUCUGAGCACGUCGUACGGCGAGCUCGCUCGGAACGGGAGCUCAGCCGAGGUGUGGAGUUCGGGUGAGACGACGGUGGUGAGCCGCACCAGCGAGGCCAGCUUGCUUCCGCGGCUCGCCACGUGGCACAAAUCCGAAGGCAUGGCGCAGAAGAUCUUGUACUCGAUCGAAUGCGAGAUGAGGAGCUGUCCGUACACGCUAGGUUUGGGAGAGCCGAACCUAGCCGGGAAGCCGGACCUGGAUUACGACGCCGUUUGCAGGCCGAGCGAGCUGCAUUCGCUGAAGAAGAGCCCGUACGAUCACAUCGACAACUACGAGAACCAGACGGUGUACACCACGCACCAGGUCCUCGAGUCGUGGGUGUUCGUCUGCCAGGAGCUUCUCAAGCGCGUCACGAGCCGAAUCGAGGCGAGGGACUUCGAAAAAGCCGCCAGUGACUGUUACCUGAUCGAACGGAUAUGGAAGCUUCUGGCAGAGAUCGAAGAUCUCCACCUUCUGAUGGACCCGGACGAUUUUCUGAGGCUGAAGAACCAGCUCAGCAUCAAGACGGUGGACGAGACGGAGUCGUUUUGCUUCAGAUCGAAGGGCCUGGUGGACGUGACGAAGCUUUGUAAGGAGUUGAGGCACAGGGUGCCGUACAUCUUGGAUGUUGAGGUGGACCCCAAGGGUGGGCCCAGGAUUCAGGAGGCGGCGAUGAGGUUGUAUUCAGAGAAGAAGAUCGGAUCGGAUUCGGACUCGGAGAAGAUCCACGUGCUGCAGGCGCUUCAGGCGAUUGAGUCGGCGCUGAAGCGGUUCUACUACGCGUACAAACAGGUGCUGGUGGUUUUGAUGGGUAGCUUGGAAGCGAAGGGGAACCGAGUCGUGGUGAGUACGGAGAUAUGUGACUCACUAAGUCAGAUAUUCUUGGAACCGACUUAUUUUCCGAGUUUGGACGCGGCAAAGACGUUUUUGGGCGACAGUUUGAAUCACGAACAUGGAGGAGGAGUCGGACGGAGUCGGAGGAAGCAGUGAGUACUGUUUGGCGCGUUGACUGGUUGGGUUAGGUGGUUGACUGGGUCUCCUUCUCCUCUUCUUAAAUUGUGUGUAACGGAGACUUAUAAUUAAGAGAGAAAUUUUUGUACUUAAUAUUUUGAAUGUUUCCCCGGUGGAUUUUUGUUAUAUGUUGUAGGUCUUCAUGUAUGAUUAAAUCCUGUAAAAUAUUACGAUUCUUAUAAAAUAUUUAAUUUGUUAUUUAUCCAAGGAGAAUGUAAUAAAGCCCAGAAUUGGAACA